Molecule: messenger RNA, 679 nt
Organism: Anopheles bellator
Lineage: Eukaryota; Metazoa; Arthropoda; Insecta; Diptera; Culicidae
Product: leptin receptor overlapping transcript-like 1
Exons: 4
Coding region: 27-380 (117 amino acids)
Biological process (GO): late endosome to vacuole transport via multivesicular body sorting pathway
Cellular component (GO): endosome
Source: RefSeq, a predicted model, not a curated record
GAAUAAUCGUCAAAAUAGUAAUCGUCAUGCUGGCCAUGCUAGGCUCGAUCGGAAUGACUAUGAUUAUUUUGGCUUGUGCACUUCCAACCUACAACUUGUGGUGGCCAAUAUUUGUUGUGCUUUUCUACAUCAUAUGCCCCUUGCCUACUUUGAUCGCGAAAAGAAGCCAGAACGCGGACGAUGGCGUUCGAGCACCGAAUGCGAUGUUUGCUACCGUAGGAAUCAUUCUCAGCAGUUUCGCUUUGCCGAUCGUUUUAGCGCGUGCCGGUGUGAUUCAAUGGGGUGCCGGAAUACUUACGUUGGCUGGCAAUACCGUGGCGUAUACAACAAUUUUGGCAUAUUACUUUGGAUUCGAAUCUAGCGACUCGGGCAUGUGGUAAAGUGGAGAUAUGCGCUCUAAUCCCAACGUAUCCACAUUUAUUUUAGUUUUUGUGGCAGCAUCAGAAGGCCAUACGCAGUCCCUCGCGUGCAACAUUGUACGCAUUCAUAUAAAAUGCAACGAUUUUUUUUACUAUUCCAAGAGUAUUCUUUCAGAACAAUUUCUUUCGUAUUUCUUUCCUUCGACUUUACAGCGAAAUCCAUAAUUCAUUAGAAUAUAUAAAAAAAAUGUAUGCAUUAUUUAACAAUUCCAUUUAGCAGGAGAAGAAAUUAAUAAACAGCGAAUAUUAGAAUUUAUGUG